UCCGCCGGUGGUGUGGCUGCCGCGGGGCUGGCGCUGGGAGGCUGCUCGCAUGUGGUCAGUGCCGUGCAAGCUAAGCCAGCCCCCGGCUCACGUUACACACUCCUGUAUUUAUAACCUCGGCGAUCCGCUUCUCCCUCGGAGCGCUAGCGUGGGACCACCUCCUUGCUGCCGGCGGCGAACACCGCGCCCGCUCGAGUGAACAUCCGAGGCUUUGGCCACGGCCGGGAUCGUUGGAGCCCUGGAUUAUUACUACCGCUGAGCGCGCUGCUGCUGCCGCCGGUGCUGGCUUUGGGGUUGGCUGGGAGGAGAUCGGAGGAGCGUCGUGCUUCCUCUCCCUGACCCGCCGCCGGGGCGUUCUUGGGCUGCGGUGCCGCCGCGCGGAGCCUCGGUGCAUGCCAUGGAUCACACGCUGUUCGGCUGCCUGCGCAGCCCCCACCAUGCCCCCGGCCAGGGCUUGCACCCCUUUUCCCAGUCUGCCCUGGCCUUGCACGGCCGCUCGGACCACAUGUCCUACCCGGAGCUCUCCGCUUCGUCCUCCUCUUGCAUCAUAGCGGGAUACCCCAACGAGGAGAGCAUGUUCGGCAGCCAGCACCACCGGGGGCACCACCACCACCAUCACCACCACCAUCAUCAUCAUCAUCAUCCGCAGCAGCACCAGGCGCUGCAGACGAACUGGCACAUUCCGCAGAUGGCUUCCCCGCCGCCGCCGCCACCGCCGCCUCCCCCGCCUCCCUCCGCCUCGGCUAGGCACAGCCUGUGCCUCCAGCCCGACUCGGGAGGGCCCCCGGAGCUGGGCACCAGCCCCCCGGGACUGUGCUCGAACUCAUCCAGCUUGGGGACCAGCACCCCGACGGGGGCGGCGUGCGCCCCGGGUGAUUAUGGCCGACAGGCGCUGUCCCCCGGGGAAACGGAGAAGCGGGCGGGCAAGCGGAAAAGCGACAGCUCAGAUUCUCAAGAGGGAAAUUAUAAAUCUGAAGUCAAUAGUAAACCAAGGAAAGAAAGAACGGCUUUCACCAAAGAGCAGAUCAGAGAGCUAGAAGCAGAAUUUGCCCACCACAACUACCUCACCAGGCUGCGGAGAUAUGAGAUAGCAGUAAACUUGGAUCUUACUGAAAGACAGGUUAAAGUUUGGUUCCAGAACCGGCGGAUGAAAUGGAAGCGGGUAAAAGGAGGGCAGCAAGGAGCUGCCGCCCGAGAAAAGGAACUGGUGAACGUGAAAAAGGGCACGUUGCUCCCCUCAGAGCUUUCUGGAAUUGGCGCCGCUAGCCUCCAACACACAGGGGACUCACUAGCAAACGACGACAGCCAUGACAGUGACCACAGCUCAGAUCAUGCACACUUAUGAUAAAACAAGAAGGAAUCAGAGCUCUCUUCUCAGGAAAGACAUACUGAUGCAUCAAGCCUUAUGUGCACAUCCUUAAUGGAUGCUAACGACCUUCUGGCAAUUAAAUAUAGCUUUGGACUUCCAGUUUCUGCUACCCUGGAAUUGUUUUUUUAAAAAAAAACCAAAAUUCUGUAAGUGCCAAACCAGAAACGUGCCUUGUAAGUUGAAGCAAAAGAUUUAACUUGCUUUUGAACAUUCCAGUUGGGUCUGCCAUAUCAAUGGCAACAGGCAGGUAUAUAUUUUUUUUGCUUUUGCUUGCACUGAAAAAUGCCAUUUCUCUCAACAAAUAUAAUAUCCUGAAAGGGAAAAGCACAGUGCCAACAGAAACAUUGUCUAGUGGGUAAGAAAUGUAUUUUAACUCUGUAUAUAUCUGCUUUAAAGCAUUUUUACUUUUCACUUCAUUCUUAGCAAUGCAUUCAUAUUAGCUGAUGGCAAUAGUCACUCAUGAGAAUAAAUGGCUUUUUCUCUUUCUCUCUCUCUGUCUCUGUUUUUGUUUUGUGUCCCAGAGAUGUAUAAUACAGGCAGGCAUUUGUGUUCAAAAGAGAAUGAUUUUUUAAAAAAUCUGCUAGGGAAACUCCUUGUACCACAGACAAAACAAAACUUAUGUUGCAUCUACGAUCAACUGCUGCUAAUAGGAAACUAUUAAACCUUGUUCCUCAAUUUUUUUCUUACCUUAUAACAUCAACUUUAAAAAAAACAACCACAGGAUAAUCCCUGUUUGAAAAUUAAAAGCCAAUCAUCUAUUCAUAUUUAAACUUUAUUACAGUGGUGCCUUGCUAGACAGUUACCCCAUAUGACAGUUUUUUCGCUAGACAUUG
Molecule: messenger RNA, 2202 nt
Organism: Pogona vitticeps (central bearded dragon)
Lineage: Eukaryota; Metazoa; Chordata; Lepidosauria; Squamata; Agamidae
Source: RefSeq, a predicted model, not a curated record